This is a messenger RNA of Bursaphelenchus okinawaensis, 1906 nucleotides long. The record is from the annotation of a GenBank genome assembly. Lineage: Eukaryota; Metazoa; Nematoda; Chromadorea; Rhabditida; Aphelenchoididae.
AUGACUGAUGUCACGGUAAGUUUUAUGAUGCAAAGUUACAUAAUAAAAGGUAAUUUAUACGUUAAGGUAAUUUUUCUUAAAAUUUUUAAUAAUAGAUACAAAAAUAAAAUACUAAUUGAUGUAAAACUUUUAUCUCUUUCAGACGGCCGAAGCUUUGUUAUGUGCUUCAAAUCAGUCUUCAGAGAAUUGUAAAAGUAUAGUCAAGAUUACCGCACAGUUUAACAAUCUGUCAUUUUGGAUUCGAUGUCAGAUUCUGACGCCUGAUUCUCAGAAAGAUCGUGAAAAGAGGUUCGAAAAGUUUUUGAAAGUUGCCAAGGUAAGUAUAGAGCCAUUUACGGCAGGGUGUAUAUGAAUUUUUUUAAUUUCCUUUGAAGUACGCGUUCUAAAAUGGAUGAUUUUGGUCAAAAAGUUUGUAGAAAAAUGUUUUUUGUUAUAAUUGAAAGACUUUAUUCUAAAAUUUUAGGCUUUGAAAAAGCUGAACAACUUUAAUUCAUAUUUGGCUGUGAUAAGUGCAUUGGAUUCAGGACCAGUCAAGAGAUUAGAGUGGCCUAAACAUAUCAGAAAGCAAAUAGCUGAAAUGGUGACGAUAAUGGACAGUCGACAGUCUUUCAGCAACUUUAGGUCAGAGUUGAACAAGGCCAAGCCACCUCUUAUUCCUUAUUUGUAAGUUUUAUUUUAAAUUAGGUUUUGGACAGAUAAAGUCAGACUUUUAAUUUGAAAAAUAAUUUUUGAAAAGAUAACCUUAAGUUUUUGAUUGUAAAACUAUUUUGGGGAUUAAAUCAAUCUUCUAUAUCUCAAAAAAUUACAAAGUUAUUGAAAUACGUACUUCCAGUGGCCUAAUUCUGCAAGACUUGACCUUUGUCAAUGUGGGAAAUCCCGACUACUUGCCCAACAACAAAGAUAUGUUGAAUUUUGCGAAGCGAUGGCAGCAAUACGCGAUUCUGGACAGUGUGGAUCGCCUGACCCGCUGGUAAGACAGUUUGUGAUAAGAAUUGUUUAUUUGCGUUCUUUGAACACACGUGGAAAGGACGUUUCGAGCCGUUUAAAGGGCGAUCGAAAUGGAAAUAGUUACAAAAUACGUACUUUUUGGGUUUUAAUAAGUUUGAAGGUGAAUAUAGGAGCCGUAAGGAAGGUUUUCAGAUAUUGGUUUUGAAGGUUUAUAAUGUUUAUACUUUUAAAGUGAAAUUUUUGUUAAAGAUUUAGAGUACGAAGCUUUAAAGUGAGUAAAAAGGAAUGUCGAAACUUGUUUUCAGCUAUAUUUUAAGCUUUUUAUAAAAAUAUCCGGGCCACGCGAAAUAAUUUUCGCCAAAAAAGUUUAUGCAUCAGGCCGGGCUAACGAUUGUUUUGGGAUGGUUUUAAUAUAUUAUAGUAAGAAUACGUCUUUUUCCUGAUAAAACCUUUAAUAAACUUGAAAAGGCUUCAAAAUAAGGGACUGUAUAAAUAAGUUUUAGUAAGAUUUAGUUUAAAAUUGGUUUUUUUUUGGGAUUUUGGAUAAAAGUAAAGGAGAAGAUGGUUUAUAAGCUCUUUUUUGGAAAGAUGAAAGUGAAUUUGAAAUUUUUGAUAUUAUAAUUUUAAAGCGCAUUUAUUAAGCUUUAAAAUGAGGUAUUAUAUAAGAGAUUACAUUUGGUAGCUUCUGAGUUAUUCACUGUUAAAGUUGUUGUACCUUAUGAUGUAAGGACGACAAUUUGUUUAGUUAAAAUUUGUCGUCAACAUUAAAAAGCUUUAUAGCAAUUCAAAAACUAGAUAUAAACUUUUUUUGAACCAAAUCUUGACGCAAUCUGGCCCAAAUUGCAGGCGCUACGACAUCAAACCCGACCAUGACAUUCUGGCGCUGUUCGCCGACUUUAACGAACAAUUAGACGACGAAGGCUGGACUAGAUCAUAUGCAAUCAAACGACGGGACUGA